Ictalurus furcatus (blue catfish) is the source of this 7077-nucleotide messenger RNA. It is a transcript of the gene cacna1db, whose product is annotated as calcium channel, voltage-dependent, L type, alpha 1D subunit, b. Gene Ontology annotation, cellular component: voltage-gated calcium channel complex; membrane. The transcript is spliced from 49 exons. Lineage: Eukaryota; Metazoa; Chordata; Actinopteri; Siluriformes; Ictaluridae. Gene Ontology annotation, molecular function: high voltage-gated calcium channel activity. Bases 559 to 7029 code for a protein of 2156 amino acids. The record is from RefSeq and is a predicted model, not a curated record. Gene Ontology annotation, biological process: calcium ion import across plasma membrane.
ACUUGGGGUCAGCCGAACCUGCGGAUGAUGUUUUAGAGAGAAAUAUGGUCUUUUGUGCCCUUUUACACUCGUGUGGUCGACUGUAAAACUCCCUAAACAUGACUCAGAUUAAGAAUAAAAGGAGGGGAAAAAAGGAAAAGAAAGAAGGGGGGAAGAAAAAAAAAGAAAAAGAACUUUGGGCCACUCCUCCAUCCAAGGCGUGGAGUGAUACCAAAUUAAGUGCUGGAGAAGAAAGUAAUUCCGGCUGCAAGAUGGCUGCUACUAGAGUUUUAAGAUUUAGAACAAACUUUUGUGUGUUUUUUUUAUAGUCAACAUGAUGCCGCCCAGUGUUAGUAGAAACUACUAUAAAGUCUAGUGGUAUCUUAAUUAUUUAUUUUUUCUUUUUAAAUCUCGGCGAGGUUUGAUGGGAGACUGAGAUGAUGCGGGAAUGCAGUGGACACGAUGCUAAAGACGGAGCCUAUAAACUUUUCUUUACUUUGUUUUUUUGUGUGUGUGUGUGGCUCCAUUAGCAUCGUAGCUCCGGUACCGAACUAAAGGAGUAAACACACAGCACACAACAUGUCGUGGCUGAUCGACUACAUUUGGGGGGCAAGCUAUGCUAUCAGCACACGGGCCCCUUCCUCUGGCGACGCUCCUCCCCUUUGGUCAGAAAGCCCCUCCCUCUCCAGACAGUCACUCCCCCAGUCUGGUGCUCUGUCCUGGCAAGCUGCGAUCACUGCGGCGAGAAACGCCAGGGCCGACGGCACCCAGACCAUAAGCACGUCGGACAGUGCUCCAGUAGGCUCGCUGUCGCAGAGGAAGAGGCAGCAGUAUGCCAAGAGCAAGAAGCAGGGUAGCUCCACCAAUAGCAGGCCUCCACGGGCACUCUUCUGCCUCACCCUCAACAACCCGAUACGCAGGGCCUGCAUCAGCCUGGUGGAGUGGAAACCCUUUGAUAUCUUUAUAUUGCUGUCUAUUUUUGCCAACUGCGUGGCCUUAGCUGUUUACAUCCCCUUCCCUGAAGACGAUUCCAAUUCAACUAAUCAUGACCUGGAGACAGUAGAAUAUGCCUUCCUGAUCAUUUUUACUAUUGAGACCUUUCUGAAGAUCAUAGCCUACGGACUGGUAAUGCACCAGAACUCUUACGUUAGAAACGGCUGGAACAUGCUGGAUUUCAUUAUAGUCAUAGUGGGGCUGUUCAGCGUGGUUCUGGAGCUGAUGACCAAAGAGGGAGAUUCAGGUCAGUCCGGAGGGAAGCCGGGCGGCUUUGAUGUCAAAGCUCUGCGAGCGUUCCGCGUGCUCCGACCACUCCGGCUCGUCUCAGGAGUACCCAGUUUACAGGUUGUGCUGAACUCCAUUAUUAAAGCCAUGGUUCCUCUGCUGCACAUUGCUCUGCUCGUGCUCUUCGUUAUCAUCAUCUAUGCCAUCAUUGGCCUGGAGCUCUUCAUUGGGAAGAUGCAUGCCACCUGUUACAUGAAUGGUACACGUACAUUAGCAGAGGAAGAGCCUACCCCCUGCACUCUGUCAGGUCAUGGACGCCACUGUUCUGUUAACGGUAGCAUGUGUAGAGACGGCUGGCAGGGGCCCAACAAUGGCAUCACCAACUUUGACAACUUCCUGUUCGCAAUGCUGACUGUGUUCCAGUGCAUCACCAUGGAGGGCUGGACGGAAGUGCUGUAUUGGAUGAAUGAUGCCAUGGGUUUUGAGUUGCCAUGGGUCUACUUCGUCAGUCUGGUCAUCUUUGGUUCCUUCUUCGUCCUCAAUCUCGUUUUGGGUGUUCUUAGUGGAGAGUUCUCUAAGGAGCGUGAGAAAGCUAAGGCACGUGGAGAUUUCCAGAAGCUGCGAGAGAAGCAGCAGUUGGAGGAGGACCUGAAAGGCUACCUGGACUGGAUCACUCAGGCUGAGGAUAUCGACCCGGAGAAUGAUGAGGAUGGAGACCAAGAGGGAAAACGCAACCCGAGUAUGCCAACCAGUGAGACUGAGUCUGUUAACACAGACAGUCCAAAUGGAGAAGACGACAAGAUCUGCUGUUGUGGGCCAGUCUGUCAAAAAAUUACUAAGUCAAAGUUCAGGUCAGUAAACAACCGUAGUUGGCGACGCUGGAACAGAUUCUGUCGCAGGAAGUGCAGAGCAGCGGUGAAAUCUACCAGCUUCUACUGGCUGGUCAUUGUCCUGGUGUUCCUGAACACUCUCACCAUAUCCUCUGAACACUACAACCAGCCUGUCUGGCUCACUGAAGUACAAGAUGUAGCCAAUAAGGUGUUGCUGGCCAUGUUCACCUGUGAGAUGCUGAUUAAGAUGUACAGCUUGGGCCUGCAGGCGUAUUUCGUGUCUCUGUUCAACCGCUUCGACUGUUUUGUGGUGUGCGGCGGCAUUGUGGAGACCAUCCUCGUCGAGCUGGAGAUCAUGUCACCUCUCGGUAUCUCCGUGUUCCGUUGCGUCCGUCUGCUCCGCAUCUUUAAAGUCACCCGUCACUGGGCUUCUCUGAGUAACUUAGUUGCCUCUCUGCUGAACUCCAUGAAGUCCAUUGCCUCCUUGUUACUGCUGCUCUUCCUCUUCAUCAUCAUCUUCAGCCUGCUUGGCAUGCAGCUCUUUGGUGGCAAAUUCAACUUUGAUGAAACAAUGACCAAAAGGAGCAACUUUGACAACUUCCCUCAGGCCUUGCUCACUGUCUUUCAGAUCCUGACAGGUGAGGACUGGAACGCAGUGAUGUAUGAUGGGAUCAUGGCAUAUGGAGGCCCUUCCUCUUCAGGCAUGAUGGUGUGCAUCUACUUCAUCAUUCUUUUCAUCUGUGGAAACUACAUCCUGCUGAAUGUAUUCUUGGCCAUUGCCGUGGACAACCUGGCGGAUGCGGAGAGCCUGAACUCGGCACAGAAAGAACAAGAGGAGGAGAACAAGAGGAAGAAGAGAGCCAGAAGGAAAGGUAGCAUGGACAAGAAAGAAGAGGAUAAAGGAGGUGAAGAUGGAGAAACUAAGGGUGCAUUAGAGGAGGACACAGGGGAUGAGGAAAGAGAGGCAGUUAAUUCUACAGAUGUGGAUGAUGACCAAGAUGUUCCAUCAGAACCCCGUCCUCAGAAGCUGUCGGACUUUAGCCUCAAGGAGAAGAUUCCGCCCAUUCCUGAGGGCAGCGCUUUCUUCAUCUUCAGCCACACAAAUCCGUUCCGUGUGGGCUGCUAUCGUCUGAUCAACCACCAGAUCUUCACCAACAUUACCCUCGUCUUCAUCAUGCUUAGCUCCUUCUCGCUGGCAGCUGAGGACCCCAUUCGAAACCUCUCAGCACGGAACACUAUUCUUGGUUAUUUUGACUAUGCCUUCACAGCUAUCUUUACAGUAGAGAUCCUACUGAAGGUCCUAGGCUAUGCUGAUUAUGUCUUCACUAGUAUAUUUACCUUUGAGAUCGUAUUAAAGAUGACGGCCUAUGGUGCGUUCCUACACAAAGGAGCAUUCUGCAGAAACUACUUCAACCUGCUGGAUUUGCUAGUUGUUGGAGUCUCUUUGGUGUCCUUUGGCAUACAGUCCUCAGCCAUCUCCGUUGUAAAGAUUCUAAGAGUACUGCGGGUGCUUCGUCCUCUUAGAGCCAUCAACAGGGCCAAAGGACUCAAACAUGUCGUGCAGUGUGUGUUUGUGGCCAUCAGAACCAUCGGCAACAUCAUGAUCGUCACCACUCUGCUACAGUUCAUGUUUGCCUGUAUUGGGGUGCAGCUCUUCAAGGGGAAGUUUUACCGCUGUACAGACGAAGCCAAGUCGAGUGAACAAGAAUGCAAGGGGACAUUCAUACUGUAUAAUAUUGGUGAUAAUGCAUUGCCACAAGUGCGGGAGAGGAAGUGGUUAAACAGUGAAUUCAACUUUGACAACGUUCUGAAUGCUAUGAUGGCUCUUUUCACUGUGUCAACCUUUGAGGGCUGGCCAACCCUCUUAUACAAGGCUAUAGACUCAAACCGAGAAAACAUGGGGCCCAUCUACAACUACCGCAUCGAGAUCUCUAUCUUCUUCAUUAUCUACAUCAUCAUCAUCGCCUUCUUCAUGAUGAACAUCUUUGUGGGUUUCGUCAUCGUCACCUUCCAGGAGCAGGGAGAGAAGGAGUACAAGAACUGUGAGCUGGACAAAAACCAGCGUCAGUGCGUGGAGUACGCUUUGAAAGCUCGUCCAUUGCGGAGAUAUAUUCCAAAGAACCACUACCAGUAUAAGUUCUGGUAUGUGGUAAAUUCCACUGGUUUUGAAUAUGUCAUGUUCGUUCUCAUCAUCCUGAACACACUCUGUCUGGCUGUGCAGCAUCACGGCCAGUCUCAUCGCUUUAAUUAUGCUAUGGACAUUCUCAACAUGAUGUUCACAGGAGUCUUCACAGUGGAAAUGAUUCUUAAGCUCAUCGCCUUCAAACCCAGGGGUUAUUUUGGCGAUGCCUGGAAUGUGUUUGAUGCCCUGGUCGUGAUUGGCAGCGUAGUACACAUCAUUCUGAGUCAGCCGACAGAAGCUCCAGUAGUGGCAGUGGAGCGAGGGAACACAGAGGAUAGCGGACGAAUUUCCAUCACAUUCUUUCGUCUGUUUCGAGUCAUGCGUUUGGUCAAGCUGCUGAGCAGAGGAGAGGGCAUUCGGACACUACUCUGGACUUUCAUCAAGUCAUUUCAGGCUCUGCCGUAUGUCGCUUUGCUGAUAGCCAUGCUCUUCUUCAUCUACGCAGUAAUCGGGAUGCAGGUGUUCGGGAAGAUUGCGAUGGUGGAUGGCACACAUAUUAAUCGCAACAACAACUUCCAGACUUUUCCACAAGCUGUACUCCUGCUGUUUAGGUGUGCUACAGGAGAGGCUUGGCAGGAGAUCAUGCUAGCAUGUAUGCCUGGUAAACUGUGUGACUCUGAAUCUGAAAUCACCCCUGGAGAGGAGAAAUCAUGUGGCAGUGGUUUUGCAAUCAUCUACUUCAUCAGCUUCUACAUGCUCUGUGCUUUUCUGAUCAUCAAUUUGUUCGUGGCUGUGAUCAUGGACAAUUUUGACUAUCUGACACGCGACUGGUCAAUCCUUGGACCGCAUCACUUGGAUGAAUUCAAGAGGAUUUGGUCUGAAUAUGACCCAGAGGCAAAAGGGAGGAUUAAACACUUGGAUGUUGUGACAUUACUGCGUAGGAUUCAGCCACCACUGGGCUUCGGUAAACUCUGUCCCCAUAGGGUGGCAUGUAAGAGGCUGGUUGCCAUGAACAUGCCUCUAAACAGCGACGGUACUGUCAUGUUUAAUGCCACCCUUUUUGCUCUGGUCAGAACGGCUCUGAAGAUCAAGACUGAAGGAAAUUUGGAACAGGCCAAUGAGGAACUGAGGGCUGUCAUUAAGAAGAUCUGGAAGAGAACUAGUUCAAAACUCCUGGAUCAAGUGGUACCACCUGCAGGAGAUGACGAGGUAACAGUGGGGAAGUUCUAUGCCACUUUCCUGAUACAGGACUACUUUAGGAAAUUCAAGAAACGCAAAGAGCUAGGUCUUGUAGGACGGCACCCUACCAGUCAUAACACCACCAUUGUGCUACAGGCUGGUCUGCGGACACUGCAUGACAUAGGCCCUGAGAUUCGCAGAGCCAUAUCAUGUGACCUGCAAGAUGAAGACCUGGUAGACUUUAACCCCGAUGAAGAAGAAGACAUAUACCGGAGAAAUGGUGGCCUCUUUGGAAAUCAUGUCAAUCAUGUCAAUGGGGAUCACAGAGGCUCAUCCACCUCCACCAAUGUGACCCAGCGACCCCUCCACGUCCCACCCCUUCCCUUCUAUGUGCAAGUUGAGCCUCCUCCACAGCCCCUUUAUGCCCAAAAUCGUCCGUAUUCAAACCCCAACUUGUACUUCAAGUCCCCCAAGUCCUCGAACUCCAACCUCAACAAUGCCAAUGUGCCAUGCAUGCCUGUCCUAACCAAUGGAGGGCAGUACCGCCCUCACACAGAUCGGCUCACCAGAAGCCGGGUGUCUUCCCUGGGUUCCUACCUCAACCUCAGGAGUGAUGCAGAAUCACAGCGAAAGUCUCAUUUUAAGAGACCACGAUACUAUGAGACCUAUAUUAGGUCAGACUCAACAGCUGGUUUUUACCCCACCAUCUGCCGACAAGCAUCUCUCCACGGGGAUGUAAGCGAUGAUGACAGAGGUUCAGUGGAGUAUUACAGCGGGGAGGAGUUUCAGGAGGAUGACCUCAUGCUGGCUGGGGACAGGAGGUCAUACAGAGAGUAUCAGGACACAGUAAGCAGUUUGGAGUCAAAUCCUCCUCAUGAGAACCAAGACCCUGAAUGUUUCUAUGAUGAUGACGAGCAGCCCAUUUGCCAGGAACCUAAGAAAUCACCGAUGAGAAGGCUUCUGCCCUCAACACCUCAGGCUCCUCAUAGACCUUCUUUCAACUUUGAGUGUCUGUGCAGACAAAGAAGCCAGGAUGAGACUCCUCAUUCUCCCUCCUUUCAUCAGCACACUGCUCUACCUCUGCAACUAAUGCAGCAUCAGGUGAUGGCUGUAGCUGGCCUAGACUCCAGCCUAGCACGACUCUCUCCUACACGCUCGAUCCAAUCAUGGUCCACGCCCCCGGACACGCCCCCAUCCUACACCCCUCUCAUCCAGGUGGACUGGCAUGGAGAACCACCCAGUGCCAGCAGCACUCCAGCAUUGGCUCGCCGGAGCUCCUGGUACACCCAGAAGGGCCAUGAUUGGUCACCCAAAUCGGUCACACCCACUUCCUCCCUCUUACAGAUCCCACCUGCCUACAGCAGUCAGUAUCUGCAGCAGAGAGGCAGCGCUCAUAGUCUGGUGGAGGCAGUGUUGAUAUCGGAGGGACUGGGAAAAUAUGCAAAGGACCCAAAUUUUGUGGCAGCAGCCAAACAUGAGAUCGCAGAUGCAUGCGAGAUGACUAUUGAUGAAAUGGAAAGUGCGGCAAGCAACUUGCUAAAUGGAAGUCUUGGCAAUAGCGUGGGAUCAGAUGGUACCGGCACGCCCCAGAGCAUUAUAGGCCACAGUCUCCACAACUACAGCGAUGAGGAGACAGAGCCAAACAGUAAAUACGAGGAGGACCUCACAGACGAAAUUAUAUGCAUCUCAAAUUUAUAGCAUUUGCUAAAAAAAAAAAAAAGAAAAAAAAAAAAAAAAAAGAACAAA